This is a messenger RNA of Schistosoma turkestanicum, 3320 nucleotides long. The record is from the annotation of a GenBank genome assembly. NCBI's taxonomy places the organism in Eukaryota, Metazoa, Platyhelminthes, Trematoda, Strigeidida, Schistosomatidae.
AAAAAAAACCCAGUGAUUCUUGAAAAGAUUUAGUUUAAUUGUAUACAAAUGACAUCAAUAUUUCGUAUCAAUAAAUAAAUUUCACAAUCAUUCCAAUGUUAACUGAAUGUUUCGAAAGUCAUGUAUUUCCAUUGAGGACAGUUAUUGGAAAAUAUGAAAUUGAUCAUUGAUCAUAAUUUUACAGAUUCAAUAAUUUUAACUUUCUUUUCUUGUCUUGUUUUUUUCUCUCUCUUAAAAAAAACAUUCGACAAUUUCGAAUAGAAUAAUUUCAUGAACUAUAUUAAUUAACUUGUUAUUGUAGUUACCAUUAUUAAUUGUUCAAUAGAUAUCUUUGAACACGAUUCAUAAGAACAGUGAUAAUAAGUAUCGUUUCUAUCAUCCGUUUUUGAAAGAAAAACGUAACAAUAUGACAUAUGUAGAGAAAAGAUUAGUUCUACGUAAUGGACCACCGUGGGGAUUUCGACUUUAUGAAGAUUUUAUGGAAGGAUUGAUUGUAGCCAAGGUAAGACAUCGUAGUCCAUCUGAACAAGCAGGAUUACGUGAAGGUGAUCAUGUACUGGCAAUCAAUGGUGUGGAUGCUUUGGAUAUGUCACAUGCCCAAGCUGUACAAAUUAUUGAUUAUGCAUCUUACACAUUGGAAAUUAUUGUAGGAAGGUAUGAACGACAUCAAAGAACAGAAACAAUUGUUAUGGAUAAUAAAGCUUUACUAUCUAAACAAAAGCCACAAGAAAUCACUACAACUGAAUUACAAUUAUUUUGGGAAAAAGAAAUGCCGCUAAAACCAGCUCGUCGUAAUUGGCCACCUCCACCUCCAUCUGUGCCAGAUUACACUCCACCUCAACCGACAUCAGUACAACCGAAACGUCCACUUUUAGCCAAAACUCAUUCAGUUUCAAUACAUGUACCAGCACAAAGACCAGUAGUUGUUCCACCGCCACAACGUGAACCAACACCGCCUCAAAUACAAACAGUACGUAUACCACCACCUGUAAGACAACAAUCAUCAACUGAUCCGCCGAUUAUUCCACAUGAUCCCGAUGUUGCAAGUGUUUCAGUGAAACAAUUAAUGCGUGAAUUCGAUGUGCCACCAAUUGCACCAGAGCUUAAAAAAAAGAAUUAUGCUGAUUCAUCAUUCUAUUCUGAUCCAACAAAAUAUUAUCCAACAAUUGAAGAACAAAUUGAAAUGGCCAGAAGAGUUGCAAACAGUUUACAUGAUCCAUAUAAUUUUGAGUCAAAAGGUGCAUAUAUGUUUGAGAAACAAAGACAACGAGCAGAAAAACAUGUAAAAGAAGGUCCAGAACCUCAACCAGAUCCUAUUGAAUUGGCAAGUCCUGAAGAGUUAGAAUAUAUGACACCUCCGGAAGCACCACCACCUCCACCUCCACCAGCGCCAAGUUUUCCAGGACUUCAACCAACUAAGAAACCAGUGAUUCCACCACCUCCACCUAUGACAUUUGCACCAGGUCAACCAAAAACAGUACAAGAAUUUUUAGAGAAAAUUAAAAUAUUCCCUAAAAAUCUCCACACUGAUUUAGAUCCACAAAAAUGUUUUGAUAUUGCUACGGCUUUGUACACAUCGGAUAGUCGUGGUGCUAAAAUGUUUGCUAAACGUCAUGCGAGAGCAAUAAAAUGGGAUGCUCAAAGUUCUGGAGAUGCUGAUGAUACCGGAAGUAGAAUGAAUGUGGCAGUAGCAUCUGGUCCUGGACCAACUGUAAGUAAUCCGGAUCAAGUAAAAAUGGUCUCGAAAUUUUCACAAUCCAAAACAAAACAACAACUUCAAUUAAAUCAACGACAACAACAACAACAACAACAAGAAGCUCCAGUUACACCAUUAUCAAUAAAUAAUAAUAAUGGUAAUAACAAUUAUAGUGAUAAUGGAGAGUCAGAUGGAUUUAAAAAGUCGACUAUUUCAUUAGCUACAAACAGUUCCGUAACUACACCGACACCUUUGGACAAUUUAAUUGGUCCUACACCGAAACCAUUUAUACCAAUGAAUUCAAACAACAAUACACGUUUUGGACAAAUGAAUAAUAAUAACAGUAACAAUGCGACUAUCACUACUAACAAUGAAAUUAACACCAUGGAAUCAAAUCAUUUAAACAACACAAAUGAAUCUGGUUGGCGUCCAGUGAAAUUUCGAAUUGGACAACCUACAAAUUGAAUGAAUUGCCUCCUAUUUUUGUUUGUUUCGACAGAAACAAAAAAAAAUACACACCCAAAUUUACAGGGAAUGGAGUUGUUUUAUGCAUCAUUAUGUUGUCUAUAUAUAUAGAUAGAUAGAUACUUCAUUAUAUAACCACUAUUGCUUCCAUUGUUAUUGUCAGUAGAAAAUAAGAUUAGGCAUUGUAACAACAAUAAUGAUGAAUUGUGUUAAAUCGGUUUGUUUCAUUUCAUCCUUAUUUAUAGCUACAAUAACCUGUUUAUUGCUUUCUCUUUGCUCUGUUGUUUGAUUGAUUGAUUAUUCAUGGGAUACAUAGAACACUUAUAUGAAUUAUACUUUGUGUCAUGUGGUAUCUGUGGUCUGUGCCUGCACCUCAACCACACUUUAUUUAACAAGUAAUUUUUCUAGCUUUUAAUAUCUCAAUUCACUCAAAGACUAAUUAUACAUACCUACCAUUGUCUAGCAUUGAUUGACCUAUUGAAUGUCAGUCAAGUUGAUGAAAAUAUUAAGAAAAAUGUACAGAAUACAAUUUUCAAAACAAUUACGCACAUAUUUACGAAACAUUUCGUAAUUUUCCAGUGAAACUGAUCAACUUCUUACAGUGUUCAAUAGAUUAGUGAUGAAUAAAACAGAAAAUUAUUUACGGAUGCUAACAUCAACAACCGCAUCAACUGUUCUUGUUCAGUUCAUAACCCUACUACCAUGAGUAUCAGCCUAAUUUAGUGUGUUCAUUUUGUUUGUUUUUUGCCUACCUACUCUCAACUGCCUUAUAUCAUCUACCUAUUCACAACUAUACACAAAUACUUACUGACUCCUAUGGCCUAUUCUUCUCAUCAUUGUCAAGUUCUUUCUUUAUUCAUAUUUGCUUGUUAACUCACCUCCACCUAUCUUAACUUAGAAUAGAGUUUAUUAUUACAUCAUGUAAUCUUGUUAUAGAACGAGAAUAUAUAUAUAUAUAUAACUGUUGAGUUGUUGAGUAAAUUCUCGGAAUAAACAAUUCUAUUUCAUUUCUACGCUAAUAACUACUACUCAUUUCAAAUUUUUGGUAUUCCUGUAAUUUGAAUAUAAAGAAAGAUUUUUAAACAAGAAAUUAGAUGAUGAUAAUAAUACCCAACUAUGUUGUGUGUGUAUUUUUUCCUUUGUUGAUUAGAGAGGAAAA